This is a messenger RNA of Cryptomeria japonica (Japanese cedar), 1659 nucleotides long. RefSeq names its product disease resistance protein RUN1-like. The record is from RefSeq and is a predicted model, not a curated record. Gene Ontology annotation, biological process: signal transduction; defense response. Gene Ontology annotation, molecular function: ADP binding. The transcript has 2 exons. Bases 1 to 1659 code for a protein of 552 amino acids. NCBI's taxonomy places the organism in Eukaryota, Viridiplantae, Streptophyta, Pinopsida, Cupressales, Cupressaceae.
AUGGAUUCUUUUCCUCAGUACAAGCCGCUAACAUCAAAAAUCCCCUUGCUGAACAAAAAUUACCAUGUUUUACUGAGCUUCAGAGGGGAGGAAGUGAAAAAAACUCUAGUAGAUCAUAUGUUGGAAUCCUUAAAUGCUAUUGGAAUACGUGUUCACAAUAAUAAGCUGAAGCGAGAUGAUAUCGAUGACGCCUUAAAGGAGGCAAUUGAAAACAGCGAUAUCAAUAUCCCCAUCUUUAGCAGAAGUUAUGCUCGGUCAUCGUGGUGUCUGCAGGAGGUUACGCGUAUGUGGAAAUCCAAAGUGCUCAUCAUUCCCCUCUUUUAUGACGUCCAGCCGUUCCAGGUUCGAGUCGCAGAGAGUGAAAGCCAGGCAAGUAGACAUGGCGAAACAUUGCGGGAACACUAUCCACCAGAAGCGAUGGAGGAGUGGAAACAGGUGUUGCAUCAAGUUUCCAAUCUUCCCGGGUGGGCGUUCGACUCCAGAUCCUGCUUUGAAGGAGACCUCGUGAAACGCAUAGUCUGUGAUGUUACCAACACAUUUGAUAAAAUUCCCUUUCACAACGUUGCAAAGCAUCCCGUCCAGCUUGAGAAGAAGUUACAAGAGGUCAUUCGCUUGCUGAAUCUACACAACCAAGCCGAUGCGGUCACAGUCGGUAUUUGGGGAAUGGGCGGCUGUGGCAAAACAACCAUUGCAAAGGCCGUGUACAACCAUAUCUUUCAUUGUUUUGAUUCUUGUUCUUUUCUGCCCGACGUUCGGAACAUGUCCCACAAGCAAUUUCGAGAGCAGACCAUCAGAGAGGUUUCUGCAUCGCAGCGAGCCCUGGUGGUUUUAGAUAAUAUUGAUGACAGCAAGCAGAUGGAGUUACUGAUACGCGCAAAUUGGGGCGGUCGGGGAAGCAGAAUGAUCGUAACAACGCGCGAUAAGCACGUGUUAAACCUGUUACAUAUAGACGUAAUUUACAAGAUGGAAGGGCUGGAGUAUGAGGAAGCCCUGCGUUUGUUCUCUUGGCAUGCAUUUUUGAGGCCCGAGCCAGAUAAAAUAUAUAGACAACAGUCGAAAAGGAUUGUGAAGGCCUGUUGCGGUCUGCCCUUGGCAAUUGAAGCCGCGGGAGAUCUUUUGCACGACAAAAAGGAAUCCCUUGAAUACUGGAGAGAGGCAUUGAGAACCCCAAAGAGCAUCUGUCACCAAAAAAUUUACGACGUGCUCAAGAUUAGCUAUGAUAAUCUCACUUAUCAGGAGAAAGAGAUAUUUGUAGACAUCGCUUGCAUUUUCAGAGGUAAAGAGAUAGAGCAGGGCAUCCGGUACUGGAAAAGAUUGAAGUGGGAUGCACAUACAGCCAUCACAAAUCUCGAGCUUAAAUCUCUUAUAAUGAUAUGCGAUGAUGAUAUAUUUAUGAUGCACAGCCUUCUCAGAGAUAUGGGAAAGGCGAUCAGAAAAAAAGAUAAUUCCUCACCGUUCUCUUUCAACCGUCUCCCUGUGUUGACCCUUCGGUUCAAAUUGGGGGCCUUCAAAUUGUGCAGGAACUUUUGUGCUAAUAAAAAAUUAGAGACUACUAUGGUGAUUGAAAGCACACGUCCAGCUGGGAGAAGCAAAGCCAUUACUGGAUGUUGCUUUGUUUCUAAUGAAAAACUGGGUUUAGAACUUCAAAUUUCGGUUUGA